UCAGGAUCCGAGCCCCUUCCGCUCUGUUUUCCCUAUUUGGUGGAGACCAUGGGUGUGGAGGUAGCGGAAGCUGAUUUCACACAGGCACCUGUGAAGGACGGAUUUGGUAUCUUGAAUGAGAAAGAUAGCACAAAACCCAAUCAGAUUGCAGGGCUGGACGAGCCAACCAAAUCUGGUUCGCAAGGAACAGAUGCGCCUGCUAAAGGAUUGGGAGACUCUGAUCCGGAUGUCAACAACUUCCCCAAGGAUGCUGUUGAUGAAUGGCCUGCCCCGAAGCAAAUCUAUUACUUUUAUUUUGUCAAGUAUCGGUCUUACGACGACCCAAAGCUGAAAGCCAAAAUUGAUCAGGCUGACAAGGAGGUUCAGAGAAAGAGUCAAUCUCGUUUCCAGAUUAUUGAAGCACUGAAAGCCAAGAAGUCAGAUCGAGCACAGGUGAUAGCUCAGUUGAAACCUUUAACUCUUGAGGACAGGCAAUACAGAAUGAUUAUGGGUGAGAAGAGGAAGGAAAUGGAACCUUUGCAGCAGGCACUAGGUAAACUGCGUAGUGCAAACAAUGUUAACCGAGAGAGGGGCUUUGGUUUAUGUUCAUCUGAGGCCGAGCUUAAUGAACUUAUUCAGAGCAUGCAUUAUCGGAUGCAACAUGACAGCCUCACUUUGGCUGAGGAGAAACAACUGAUAAAAGAAAUUAAACAGCUUGAGGGGACUAGGGAGAAAGUUAUUGCUAAUGCUGCUAUGAAGGCAAAGAUUGAGGAUUCUCUGGGACAGAAGGAAGUUAUCCAAGACCAUGUCAAACUCAUUGGUGUUGAUAUGGAUGGAGUAAGGAAGGAACAACAAGCAAUUAGGGCAAAAAUCAAGCAUCUAGAGGAUGAACUUAAUGCAAUUGACAAUGAGAUUAGUUCAUUGCAAGAAGAACUGACCGCUGUGAAUCAUAAAAGGGAUAAAGCAUAUGAAACCCUUGUUGAACUGCGAAAACAGCGUGAUGAAGGGAAUGCAGUCUAUUAUCAAAAUCGUUCACUUUUAAACAAUGCUCGAGAACUUGCUGCAAAGAAGGAUGUUGCUGCUCUGGAAGAACUAUGUCACACAGAGGUUGAGAGAUUUAUAUCCCUCUGGAGCAGUAGUAAAGCUUUUAGGGAUGAUUAUGAGAAAAGGAUCUUGCCGUCACUUGACAGCCGCCAGUUGAGCAGGGAUGGGCGGAUGAGGAAUCCUGAUGAGAAGCCAUUGAUUUCAGAAGCACCCAUUCCUGCUGAACCUGAGACACUGGCUAAAGCUAGUGUAAAACGAACAAAAGAAGAUCCUAAACCCUCUACACUAAAUGAUAGCAUUUCCAUUCAGAAGGUUAAGAAAGAAGACACUGAUAAAUUAAGAGAGUCAGAAAACACUGCAAAGGGUGUUGACCUCGAGGACAAGGGGAUAUCUGGGCUUGAAAAACCGAAGGUGCCUUCCACAGUCAAUGUGAUUGAUGAGGCAAAGUUGAAGGAAAUGAAGAGAGAGGAGGAGAUAGCCAAAGCUAAGUCGGCUUUAGAGAGGAAGAAGAAGCUGGCAGAGAAGGCUGCUGCUAAAGCGGCAGUGAGAGCUGAGAAGGAAGCUGAGAAGAAGCUUAAGGAGCGUGAAAAGAGAGCAAAGAAGAAAGCUACAGCAUCUCAGCCUCCUUCCAAUCCUGAGGAGAAGAAUGAAGCAGCAGAUACAGAGGCUGUUGAGGCAGAAAAGGCUGAUGUGGAAGUUGAGCCUCCAGUCCCAACCAAGAGUAAAGAACUGAAGGAGAAUACUAUUAGGUACAGGAAUCGACCAAAAGGUGAGGAUUCUCGUCCCAAAAUCAUCCUCAAGCGGAAGAAGGCAACUCCUUACUGGGUAUGGGCUGCUCCGGUGGCAGCUGUGGUUUUGUUGCUUUUGGCCCUUGGAUACUACUAUUUUCUCUGAAGAGAAAAGUGGACAAAGGAAACAGCUGAGUAGCAGAGGUAUGGACCGAUUUUCCAGUUGGCGAACUUUUAACUGGCUUGGUCUAGUAGAAAUGAAGGUUUAGUUAUUGUUGGUUCUUUACAUCCCGGAAAGGAUGGACUUAACUCAUAAUCU
Messenger RNA from Telopea speciosissima, 2070 nucleotides. Its product is annotated as proton pump-interactor 1-like. The transcript has 7 exons. NCBI's taxonomy places the organism in Eukaryota, Viridiplantae, Streptophyta, Magnoliopsida, Proteales, Proteaceae. The record is from RefSeq and is a predicted model, not a curated record. Bases 49 to 1917 code for a protein of 622 amino acids.